Messenger RNA from Amoebophrya sp. A120, 1322 nucleotides. NCBI's taxonomy places the organism in Eukaryota, Dinophyceae, Syndiniales, Amoebophryaceae. The record is from the annotation of a GenBank genome assembly.
GUGAUCAAGCUGCGAAAGCGAUCUAAGCAACGAGAAUAAGAAACUCGUGCCCUACCGGAGCUACAGUACAUUUUUGAUAGAACUAGACAAGAUCGUCGGCCCACAACGCAACCAGAGAAAGUUGUCAACACAGUUUCUUGUUUCAAUUUACUUCGUAGCUCUGUCUACUAACCAGUUACAGUUUUAAACUUCGCCUCUUGAUCUUAUCUACUCGCACUGACACCAGUGCAUUUUCUUAGUCCAGCAUCAUAUUGCGUUUGUUUGAUUAUUGUAUACGUUUCCUUCCGCUCGCACUCGCAUUUCUAACACCCACACCCAUAAAAUGUUGAAAAGUCAAGAACCCUCGGAACAUGCGUGCUCGUCGGCUCCUCACCCCAUUCUCCAGGAACUCCAAGAGCUCCCGUGGAUUCCGGUCGAAGGAUUCGAAUCUGUUCCGGUAAAAGUGCGUGUAUGGCGGAAAUCGGUCCCGAAGUCACAGUCGUGGUGUUACAUACCCCUGAUUGCUUCGGCGCUUGGAAAGUUGCACCAGUUUGAGCACACGCACGCACCGAAAAAAGGCGGCAAUCAGUCGUCGGCCAGCAGCUCGACCUCGAAGGGGAAAGGCAAAAAGGGACGAGGAGGCAAGAACAGAAUGUAUGGCGAUUCUACUGAAAGUGCACCCGAUGCAACGCGAGACGAGGCACUGUCCGCGCCACAGCAGGGAGUACUAGACCACGAGGAAAUACCACAAUUUGGUCACCGGUUCUCCACCGCGAAUGACAUCAGCGCUGCACAACCCUUUUGGCGGAGUAUGUUCAGUCAGUGGGACGCCUGGGUCACCGACUUACGCAGUGGCAUUGCACGAAAGCACGGGAACGUGGAGAAUUGUCGAAUUUUCGCCAACUGCAAAAUCACACCCAAGUCGUGGACCACACCGCUAGUCAUGACCAAGCCAAAAGAUUUCGGUGUGCUGCCCCACCCGACGGCACGGCAACAAGAAGGCAUCCUGGAGGAGUGUCUGAGCCCCCAGUUUCUGGUCGAGAUCUACGCCAGUAUCGGCUUUAUCAGUGCCCAGUGCGAGGGAGGAGGAGGUGCAGCGUAGCGGCAACGGCCACGACCUGCUGCGUAUACUCCGAACGAAAGUUGCUCGUCGUCGUCGUUUUCGAAUUUUAUGAAAAUGAAUGUAACAAGUAGCGUUUCACCCGCAUGGCAUUGACCUUGCAUCAGUUGUUGUAGCCCAACGAGUUAGAGGGUACGAACCCCGAAGCUGAUGCUUUGCCGCCAAACAGAUGCUCAUUGUUUUGUACAAUCGAAAAUAUGGUGCUGAUUCAUCGAUUCCCGCC